This is a messenger RNA of Malus domestica (apple), 1269 nucleotides long. RefSeq names its product peroxidase 29-like. Gene Ontology annotation, molecular function: heme binding; peroxidase activity. Gene Ontology annotation, biological process: response to oxidative stress; hydrogen peroxide catabolic process. NCBI's taxonomy places the organism in Eukaryota, Viridiplantae, Streptophyta, Magnoliopsida, Rosales, Rosaceae. The record is from RefSeq and is a predicted model, not a curated record.
UCUCUCUCUCUCUCUCUCUCUCUUUAAGUUCAACUACUGGCUACUGGGGGUGCCAGACAGACACAGUUCUGAGUUUUCAAACGGUCGGUCACAGCAGCAGUGAUUUAAUAGUACUGCAGCCAAUCAUCACAAUGAAUCUGAGAGCUAUAGUUGUAGGAAUAUCUCUGUUUGUUUUCAGCAUUUGGGUUGAAGGGCAAGGCCUUUCUUAUAAUUUCUAUGAGAAUUCAUGCCCACAAGUUGAAGCCAUAGUUAGAGCUGCCAUCCAGCCUACUUUUCUCACUGAUCCUACUUCUCCUGCUGCUUUUCUGAGGCUCAUGUUCCAUGAUUGCCAAGUUCAGGGCUGUGAUGCUUCAAUUCUUGUGGAUCCGAAUGCGAACGUUGUGCCAUCAGAGAUGGCCGCAGGGAAAAACUUCGGCAUCCGAAAGAGGGAGUCGAUAAACAUUCUUAAAUCAAUGGUUGAAUUACAAUGUCCCCAACAGGUAUCUUGUGCUGACAUUCUUGUGUUGGCGGCUCGAGAAGCUGUGGUUGUGUCAGGAGGGCCACAAAUAAAGGUUGCUUUGGGAAGGAGAGAUUCCCCUUUUGCUCCAAGCUACAAGCUUGCAGAUUCUUUGCUUCCUUCUCCCACUAUUGGAGUUGAUGGCAUGCUUCAAUUAUUUGCAAAAAAAGGAAUGACAGUUGAAGAAUCUGUGGCCAUCAUGGGUGCGCACACGCUAGGAGUCACGCACUGUUUGAACAUCCUAAAUCGUCUAAACCAAGCAGACGAAGGCGGCCAAGUACAAGGCAUGACACCUGGGUUUGAAGCGUUCUUAAGGCUCAACUGUCCACAAGGUUCUUUGACAUCAAAUACAAGCUUUGUUCUUAAUGAUCCCACAACACUUACAUUUGACAACCACUACUACAAUAAUGUAAUUGGAGGCCAUGGGGUUCUUAGAAUUGAUGCUGAAAUGGUAAUGGACCCGCGCACGGCUAUGGUUGUCGAGCGUUUCGCUGCGAAUCAGGAUGAUUUCUUUCAGGCAUUUUCUUCUGCCUUUGUCAAGCUCUCCAACUCAGGUGUUUUAACUGGGAAUCAAGGCGUUGUUAGAAAGAGUUGCAAUGCAAUAGACUGAAGAGUCAGAUGCGUUUGUAAAUUGCCAUACCAUUUUUACCGUAUAUUUCGGUUUAUUACUGUUACUUAUUUACAUGAAUCGAUUCAUGUUGAUUGUUGAACGCGAAUCUUCAGUGUUUAUUCAAACUUCAGAUCAAGAAGAUAUAUUUCUUAUUUAUCAAUAC